AAUUUAGAAAUGACUAAAAGACCCUAAAGAACGCGUAUCUGUAACCGUGAGCUGUUUGAUUUACUAAUAACUGUUUGCUUUCAACACGGGGGACAAAGUGAGGCGGGUGGAAGAUGUUCGGUCCGAGCAUCCCCCCCCAGCCCAACCCCGGCUGCCGCGGCGGUGCCCAGCGGAGCGUCCGCGCCUCUCCGCGGGGCAGGAGCAGCAGCAGCAGCUAACCCACACUCCCCCACCCCCUCCUCCUUCCUCCCCGUGCGGGGUGUCGGGGCGAUGCUGUGUAAUUUUAUCCACGCUGCGCUCUGGGAGUUCACACGAGAGCUAUACCUUUCGCCUCCUCUGCUUUGUAUCAAUUGGUCGCAGAUCAAGCUAUUGUUGCACGAAGCUGCUUUUGUUUCUAUGCUCCGUCGAUCAACUAUUUCCCCCGCAGUCUGCCGAAAUUCAGCGGGUGUCUCCCUCUUCUCUGUCUCCCCCUCCCUCCUCCUGCCUCUCUGUCUCUCCUGCAUGCCGUCUGUCUAGCUGGAAACCUAAGGAGAAGGCUGAUCACGGCAGCUCCGUCUAAUACAAACAGCUGGGACUCUUCGGUGGCCUUUGCUGAUGUCUAUUGCUUUAAGUAAAUCUGAGACAUAUAAAAGGGCCAGAUCGGGGCCGAAAAAACCUUGCCAAUGCUUCGCGACCCGAAGCAGCGUGUGCUCUGCAACUUCGGAGUGCUGCUAGCAAGACGGCUUUAAUGGGACCCCUGGUGCCAUUAGCUCCAAGCCUCCAUCUCCCCAGCAGACUAAGCGCUGCGGCCAUCAUGCCACAAUGGUUAUAACUUGGAUCUUGUUCCUGACUUUGUUGCAGGAGCCGUGGGCCCCGGGGAAGGCCACCGGAGCCCCCUCGAGCGACCCCCGGCCGCGCCGGGAUGCGGGGGGCCGCGGCGGCGUCUACGAGCACCUCGGGGGAGCGCCCCGGCGGAGGAAGCUCUACUGUGCCACCAAGUACCACCUCCAGAUCCACCCCAGCGGCAGGAUCAACGGCACCUUGGAGAAAAACAGCGUCUACAGUAUUCUUGAAAUAACUGCUGUUGAUGUUGGAAUCGUUGCCAUCAAGGGCUUGUUCUCUGGCAGAUACCUAGCCAUGAACAGAAGGGGCAGACUUUAUGCAUCAGAAAACUAUAAUGCGGAGUGUGAGUUUGUGGAGAGGAUCCAUGAAUUGGGUUACAAUACUUAUGCGUCCCGUCUCUACCGAACUGUACCUAACAGAGCAGGCACUAAGCGCAAAGCCAGUGCAGAGAGACUCUGGUAUGUCUCAAUCAAUGGGAAAGGACGACCCAGAAGAGGCUUUAAAACUCGCAGAACACAGAAAUCCUCUCUCUUUCUGCCCAGAGUAUUGGAUAACAAAGACCAUGAGAUGGUUCGACUGUUCCACACAAACGUGAAGUAUCGAGAGAGUCUCCUGAAGCCCCCAAACAGGAACCAGCGAAGAAGGAGAGGACACUGAUGGGGGUGGAGGAAACCUCUAUGGGGGCUGGAAGUGACUGAGAGUCUUCAAAACACUACUAAAAACUAACAAACAGCUGUGAUUUUAUGACAGGCAUUAACACGGACAGUUUUUAUGCACUGUAUAAUAUAACCGACAGUCACAUCACUUACUUUUAGCUAUUGUAGAAUUUUUAUCUGUGGUAAAAGAGAUGUAAGAUAAACUAAGGCACAUUCAAAUGUAUAUUGAUUGGAUGUAAUAAUUUUGUCAAUGACUUUCACAUCCUUUUUUCUAAAAAAAAGAAACCCCAACAAAACUAUUUCAUUACUAGUAUUUUCAUUCUAACUUGCCAGAGAGUGUUAUCUCAGUGACCCUGUCUUCCCAGAGCACACAGAUGUUUUAUACUUACCGACUUUGAGUCCACAGAGAAGGUAUACUACUUUCAUGGCUCUUUUGGCAGUUCUUCAUAAAAGGCUACAUUCCUAUUUUUAUGGAAUACGGGAGCUAGAAAACUGGUUUAUUUUUUAACUUACAUAUGUUUAGUUUAUGAUCAGCCAGUAUCAUAGAAUCACAGGCUGGUUUUGGUUGGAAGAGAUGACCUUAAAGCUCAUCCAGUUCCAACUCCUUGCCAUGGUCAGGGACAGGUUGCUAGACCAGGUUGCUCCAAGCCCUGUCCAACCUGGCCUUGAACACUGCCAGGGAUGAGGCAGCCACAGCUUCUCUGGGCAGCGUGUGCCAGCGCCUCAGCACCCUCACAGGGAAGAACUUCUGCCUAAGAUCUCAUCUCAAUCUCCCUUUGUUAGGUUAAAGCCAUUCCCCCUUGUCCUGUCCCUACAGACCCUUGUCAGAAGUCCUCCUCCAGCUUUCUUGUAGCCCCCCUUUAGCCUCUGGAAGGUAUAGGUAUCAAUUACACUGUCCAAGAAAAGUAAAGUUGUAAGCUACUUCAAACAUUUCAAUAGAGCUACACAUUACUAGAUUAUUCUUGAAUUUGUUUAAUUAAAAAACACAGGACACCUUGCCUGGUCAUUCAAUAAAUGAAUGUUGGUAGAGUGGCAUUUGCAUUGGCCAAGCUUUAGCAAUAUAUACCUGUUAACCAACUGAUGAAUCUUCUCCUAAAAUAAGACCCAAAUAGGAUGUGGAAAUUGAAUUUGUGGUGUGGACUGAACUUGUGAUAUAGGAAAAUUCCACAUUGGGGAUGAGUAUCAGGUACUUCUGUUUAGCUAAGUUUUCAACAGGAAGUCCUAGUUCUAGGUUAAAUAUGUUUUAACUAUUUGGAGGUCGAAAUAACAGUCCCACUGGGCGUACAAAAACUGUAGUGACACUGAUUUAAGGUGGUUGCUAUGUUCUGAUUUUCCUUUCUGUUCCAACACUUGUUAUUUUCACUAGUCCUAAACCGAAAUCUACAAAUCCAGAUAGGGGUUAAUGAUCUUGCAUUUUGGUUCAAUCCAUAUAAAACUAUGUUUCUAGACAUUUUUCUACUCCAGUUCUGGAAGUUGACUUUUACAAAGUUGAAGGGAUUCCACAUCACAAGUUUAAUUUUGAGCAAGAGGUUAAGCUUUAAAAAUGUCUCUUGACAUCCAUGGAGACGAUAGAGUACCACAAAGAUUUAGAUGUGCUUGACAAGCCCAAAUAACAGUCAUUUCAAUGAGAUUUGGCCUUAUGCUCUUCACUUCCUAGAAUUAGACCUUGAUCCAGCACAGCUGGAGACAAGAGAGGCUGCACUGAAAUAAAAAUUCUAUCUGAAUUUAACCAAAGGUCUGUAAGUUAAAUACAACAUUAUAGAGAAUCAGACAGGAGCAAAUCCCAUUCCUGGUCAUAUUGACACAAAAGUCUUCCUGUGAGCUACCUACUGAAUAACAGUAUAAUCAUUUAAAACUAGGUAGUGUGAAUCUUCCAUCACUAAGAGGGGAAUUCUGUGAGAGAGAGACAUAAAAUGAGUCCAUAGAAAGAGUUUACUAAGCCUAGUAGCUACAGGUUUAGCACUGCUUAUAUCCCUACAAAGCUAAAACCAGAAAGGUAUCUUUAUAUCAAAAAGUAUGCACCUUUGUAUAUUUUUUGUAAUACUCCAACAAAGAAGGAAACUCUGAAUAAGAAAGUCAAAAG
This is a messenger RNA of Strigops habroptila (Kakapo), 3561 nucleotides long. It is a transcript of the gene FGF3, whose product is annotated as fibroblast growth factor 3. The record is from RefSeq and is a predicted model, not a curated record. Bases 802 to 1479 code for a protein of 225 amino acids. The transcript has 3 exons. NCBI's taxonomy places the organism in Eukaryota, Metazoa, Chordata, Aves, Psittaciformes, Psittacidae. Gene Ontology annotation, molecular function: growth factor activity; fibroblast growth factor receptor binding. Gene Ontology annotation, biological process: positive regulation of gene expression; positive regulation of cell population proliferation; cell differentiation. Gene Ontology annotation, cellular component: cytoplasm.